Molecule: messenger RNA, 1694 nt
Organism: Sodiomyces alkalinus F11
Lineage: Eukaryota; Fungi; Ascomycota; Sordariomycetes; Glomerellales; Plectosphaerellaceae
Product: Set1 complex component swd1
Exons: 2
Coding region: 146-1570 (474 amino acids)
Cellular component (GO): Set1C/COMPASS complex
Molecular function (GO): protein binding
Source: RefSeq, a predicted model, not a curated record
GGAAACCUCGUCUACACCACGCGCAGGGUCAGCUACGGGCGGCUUCUUGGUCCCAGCGAGCUUCCACCUCCCUCCCCCCCCUCGGCGCACCAAGAAAUCAUGACUUGAUGAAAUAUUGGCACUGUCGCCCGACGUCGUAUCAAGCAUGAAUUUCCUUCUUGCCGACCCCGAAGAAGCCGUCGAGUACAUCGAGCAGAUUACAAACACCAACACCAUCCGGUCUGGCCACGCAACAUGUCUCCGGUUUAACAGGACUGGCGAGUUCCUCGCCUCUGGUCGCGUUGAUGGCACGGUCGUUGUGUGGGACAUCGAGACCAUGGGGGUUGCGAGAAAGAUGCGGGGUCACAAUCGCAGCAUCACUUCCUUGAGCUGGUCGGGGUGUGGUCGAUACCUCUUAUCCGCUUGCCAGGGAUGGAAAGUCAUGUUAUGGGAUCUUCAGACCGGGAAGCGGCACCGCGAAGUCCGUUUCAGGGCGCCAGCGUAUAUUGCCGAGCUGCAUCCCUUUAAUCCGUACCUUUUCGUUGCGUCGCUUUUUGAAGAUCAACCUAUGCUCGUAGACGUGUCAGGGGAGAUUGGCGUCAAACAACCUCUUCCCACAAUACCGAAGCGGUCCAGCGCCGAGGCGGACGAUGCUCUGGCGGAAAAGCAUGCCAAGGAAGAUGCCAAGCAGAUGACCACUGUGACCAUCUUCACGGCAUCCGGAGACCACAUCAUAUCGGGCACGAAUAAAGGCUGGAUCAACAUCAUCGACGUGAAGAGCAGGGCCGUCAUACAUUCGGGAAAGCCGUGCAACGGGGUGAUCACCACGCUACGCUUGACCAGUUCCGGGCGCGAUCUCCUUGUCAACUCCCAGGACCGCAAGGUGAGGACUUUUUACGUCCCGAACCUAACGGCCCAGGAUCUCGACGUGGACACCCUCUACCUGAUCAAGGAGCACGAUUUCGAAGAUCAGGUGAAUCGGCUGUCCUGGAACCACGUCACGUUCACGGCGACGGGAGAAUAUGUCGCGGCAUCCACCUACAACAACCACGAGAUCUACGUUUGGGAGCGGCGCACGGGGAGUCUGACGAGGAUAUUGGACGGCCCGAAGGAGGAGCAGGGUGUGAUAGAGUGGCACCCUCAGCGCCAUUUCCUGGCCACCUGCGGGCUCGAGACGGGUAGGAUCUAUAUAUGGUCCAUCGUACCGGAGCAGAAAUGGGCGAGGCUCGCGCCAGACUUUGCGCAGGUCGAGGAGAACCAGGAAUACGUGGAGCGGGAGGACGAGUUCGAUAUCUACGGGCAGGAGGAGCUGACCAAGCGACGCCUGGACGCCGAGGACGAGGACGUCGACGUACUCACGAUGGAUAAUGCGAUUGACCGUGACGUGGUUGCGGCAGAGGGACGGUUUCGGAUGCCGAUCCUGUUCGAUCUUGCUGACAGUGACAGCGAGGAUGAAUUCGUGGCCGUGUCGACGGGGACGAUGCGGAGGAGGAGUCCGGGGGGGGACGGAGAUAUACCGGAUGCCACAGGGGCUGCUGAAAAGAAAGCAGCGUCAAAACGAAAGACAGCCAGGGGCAAGAAGAAAUCAUAAAAGGAUAGUCCCUAGAUGUAACAGAAUAAUACCACCAUCGCCGGUAGUCUGGGUUGUAUCGUGAUAUGACUGUGGUGUAAGGUGGCUCAGUUUGGGAUUCACGGAAAGAACAGCUUACUAAUAG